Ictalurus furcatus (blue catfish) is the source of this 479-nucleotide messenger RNA. It is a transcript of the gene otos2, whose product is annotated as otospiralin 2. The record is from RefSeq and is a predicted model, not a curated record. NCBI's taxonomy places the organism in Eukaryota, Metazoa, Chordata, Actinopteri, Siluriformes, Ictaluridae. The coding region runs from base 105 to 365 and encodes 86 amino acids. Gene Ontology annotation, biological process: sensory perception of sound. The transcript has 3 exons.
UUGGGCACAGCAGUGUUUUAUAAUCGCCUCCUCGGUGGGGAUGAAAUUUAACAGAAGUAAAGGGAAUUGUAAUUAAGAAGACAUUGCUUUUCUGUAAAGUGACCAUGCCUCGCUUCCCGCUUGUCCUAUGCGUGCUUGUGCUCGGACUCAUCUGCCUGUCAGGUGCUGAAGAGAGCCAAGCUGAGUCCAGGGAAAAGCGGGACAUGCCAAACUGGGCGCUGACCUCCUCAGACUUUUUCGGCUGGAUCGAAGAGCUGCGCAGUCAUGCUGGCUAUGACAAAAUCGACGAGCUGGCAAAAACCUUCUGGGCUCAUUUUCCCUCGGCUAGUCGUUUGGGCUACGAUUCCCCGGCUCCUGAAGAAUGAUGACGUGUGUGAUGUUUUUUUCUGUGCAACAACACUAAUGCGGUCUAAACUGCUACCGCUUUUCAGAAAUUCCUGCCUAUUUUGAAGUUCCAUUAAUGAUUGUCAAAAUGUCUU